AUAUUUUUUUAAAAUUUUCACACUUUCCUAAAAUCUACUACUGGGUCCUUUCCCCUAGUCAAGAAAAGAAAAAAAAAUCUCUUUGAUUGACAUGCUUGUCAAAAAAAAAUGUUUAUUUGCAGAGGCGGGUCUGAUACCAACUUGCUUUUAAUGACGCUUUAGAUCCAACAUGAGACUGAGAAAGAAAAAGUCUGAUCCAACGUCGUCUUUCACGGAUUACAUUUUCUCUCCUUGUGAAUCGCAAGAUCGGACAAGCAAAAUAAUGAAGAAUUGGAAACUCCUCCUCGUUCCUCUUCUUCUCUUCCUCUCCCUCCUCUUCCUCCGCACACCCUCCCCAAACUUUCGGGCAGGUCCUGCGAUCGAAUCUUCGCUCUCCUCCAUCUGCAACCGCAACAGCUACCCUCCCCAGUGGCAACUUCGCUCGGACCAACUCACAGUCCUCAUAAGCGGCUUCUCAGAAUCCCGGCUUCACCUGCUACAAAACAUCACCCGCAGUUAUUCUUCCUUCCCCUGCGUACACUCUGUUUUCAUUCUCUGGGGCAAUUAUUCGACGCCCCCAACUGUUCUACAAACCCUAAAUUUGGAGUCUUUAGGUGCCCCCAUUUAUGUCCUGAAAAACCCGUCGUCGAGCCUCAAUCACCGCUUCCUCCCGCGUGACUUCAUUUCUACGCGCGCAGUGCUCGUCUGCGACGACGAUGUGGAAAUACAGGAUUCUGCUUCCCUCACCUUUGCCCUGCGCCUCUGGUCUCAGCAUGGAGGAAAACGGAUCGUCGGCUUCUUCGCUCGUUCCCACGGCUUUGACCUUGAAACGCGCGCAUGGAUGUACACCGUCUUCCCGGACAGGUACUCUAUUAUUCUUACAAAGCUCAUGAUUGUUGGAACGGAGUUUUUGUACCUGUACACAUGCCAUUCACCUAAGGGGGUCAAAGAAUUUGUAGAUAAUGCCAGGAACUGUGAGGACAUUGCCAUGAAUUUUGUUGUGGCGGAUCGCACUAGGGCUGGGCCUGUGUUGGUGGAGGGAAAUCCUAGGGAUUGGGGAGAUACGAGGAAUUCUGAAGGUGGGUUGGUGGUUGAUGCUGCAUUGAGUAGUUUGGAAGAUCACAGGAAGCGCCGUGGGGGUUGCAUUACAGAGUUUCACAAGCUUUGGGGUCGUAUGCCGCUGAGGUACAGUUAUGGUGUUGUAGGUAAUAGGGUUCACGAGCAGGGACUUUGUGAGAAGCUUGGAGUUCUUGUUCCUUGUGAUCGGGAUGCAAAUUUGAAUACCAGCAGCAACCAAAGGACAUAAUUCCACCCAUUAUUUUGGUGCUUCUGUGAGGGAUCAUGUCACAUUCUUGUAUACUAUUUUGAUCGAGUUAGAUUUGGAACUCCAAGGUGAAUGUCGAUCAAUAACCAACUUUUGACUUGUUGUCAAAAUUACAAGAACGCUUUGUUCUAUUACAAUUUGAAGGACCAAAUGAUAAUUUUUUAAGAAUUUGUUCAUAGUGGAGAUAGUUCUUUGAGCCUACAUUCCAAUGCAAGUGGAGUUGCAUACAUUUGAAGAACAUUGAGAGUUAUGUCCAAAAUAGUGAAUUGGUCUUCAACAAAAUGCUAUAAAUAUGUAUAUUGUUUACCAGUUUUGACAUAAAAUGAACGAUUGAAAAAUAUCUUUAUAGUGGAGAUGUCCAUUGGAAUCAAAUUUUCUCAUUUUGUAUCAUAUGAAAUAGAUGUCCAAAAAUACAUAUGGUAGGCUAUUAUUGCAUUGAAUUAAGGACUUAAUUUUUUUUGUUUAAAAUAUUCAAUUUAUAUUUAUAAUAGUCAUUUGAGUCCAUUUUAA
Molecule: messenger RNA, 1813 nt
Organism: Cryptomeria japonica (Japanese cedar)
Lineage: Eukaryota; Viridiplantae; Streptophyta; Pinopsida; Cupressales; Cupressaceae
Product: glycosyltransferase family protein 64 C3
Exons: 5
Coding region: 170-1285 (371 amino acids)
Cellular component (GO): membrane
Molecular function (GO): glycosyltransferase activity
Source: RefSeq, a predicted model, not a curated record